UUUCGAUAAAUGUUUUGUAAACUCAACGGAUCGAAAAAUGUUUGUCUAAUAAAUAAUAAUUUAACUUAUUUUUCUUCCUGAUAUAUAUCUGAUAGUUCAGUUAGAACGUUCUUAAUUAGAAAUGUCUCAUAAUGCUGCUCCUAUCACAGCAACGGACAGUUUGUCCCAAGCUUUGAAAGCAAACAUAAUUCCUAACCAAGAAUACUUGCUGCAGGGCUCGGUUUUGGAUUCAGCGGUGGAAGUGCUUCUUCAUAGACUUCGAGGUCUGUGUGACAACGUAGAUGCCGGCCCCGAAACUUUCGACGAUCAAGAAGUCUGCUUUAGUUUACGAGAUCCUAAUCAACAGGCAGCACCAUUGAUGUUAAGAGUUCGAAAAGCUCUAGAUGCGCGUGAUAUGCCGUACCAAUUGAGAUACAUUGGACAGCCAGACCUAGGUGAUAAGAACAGACCAACUGUUGUACGCUCCAGUCUGGAUAUAGCAUGCAGUGGAAUGCUGAUUGACUUUCUAACUGAACUAGGAUGCAGGAUUGAAUUUGAAUAUAGUGUGAAAGGUUAUAUGUUCAGAAAAGGAAGAAUGAAGAUUACUGUGGCUAAAGUGUUUAAGAUUUCACAGACUUCCAUGCCCCCUGAGCCAAUAUCUCAGAGCUACCUUGUUGAACUAUCAGUGCUAGCACCACAGGGUCAGGAUGCUAUUGGAGAAGAUAUGAGGACUUUUGCCGACCAGCUCCGACCUUUAGUACAACUCGACAAAAUUGACUACAAAAGAUUGGGUCACAUGUCUGUUCCAUAACAAAUGUAUUCUCUAUAUGAGAAUAUGUAAUUAUUUAUUUACAUUAACA
This is a messenger RNA of Aricia agestis (brown argus), 839 nucleotides long. It is a transcript of the gene MED18, whose product is annotated as mediator of RNA polymerase II transcription subunit 18. Gene Ontology annotation, cellular component: core mediator complex; mediator complex. The record is from RefSeq and is a predicted model, not a curated record. Bases 122 to 790 code for a protein of 222 amino acids. Lineage: Eukaryota; Metazoa; Arthropoda; Insecta; Lepidoptera; Lycaenidae. Gene Ontology annotation, biological process: termination of RNA polymerase II transcription; regulation of transcription by RNA polymerase II. The transcript has 5 exons. Gene Ontology annotation, molecular function: transcription coregulator activity.